Messenger RNA from Otolemur garnettii (small-eared galago), 3041 nucleotides. RefSeq names its product amine oxidase, copper containing 2 (gene AOC2). Gene Ontology annotation, molecular function: primary methylamine oxidase activity; quinone binding; copper ion binding. The record is from RefSeq and is a predicted model, not a curated record. The transcript has 4 exons. NCBI's taxonomy places the organism in Eukaryota, Metazoa, Chordata, Mammalia, Primates, Galagidae. Gene Ontology annotation, cellular component: plasma membrane. Bases 636 to 2906 code for a protein of 756 amino acids. Gene Ontology annotation, biological process: amine metabolic process.
CUGUAACCUCUGUGCUAAGGGUGCUGAGCAUCUGUAGGGUAGUUUUAUCUAUUCUUUAUAGGACGGACUAAUCAUUACUAUUUCCCAUAAGAUCACAUAGCUUAGGGAUCUCCAUUGGUAUACAAAUCUGUUUGCUAAGCCCUGGACUACUUUCUCAUGGCCUAGAUAACAAAAAGCCUGAGACUCAAUCAAGUUCUUGGUAUUAGGCUAUAGGCAAGAUUCAGUGCUCAAUGCUGAACUUUGCAGAGGAUCCUGGAACUGUUAGGGUGCAGUGCUUGCAUGUAGGACUUGAUUGGGAUCUGAGAUUUUCAUUCUUAGACCUUUUCUGGGUGCAAUGUGGGGUUCAGUAUUGUUAAUCCAGAUGCACUCAUGGGUUUAAAUGAUGGAAAUCAGUAGCUGGUACUGAAGGCUACUAGUAAAUUUGAGUGCAAAGAAGAGGCCGUGCAUGAGGAAGUAAUACCUUCAGCCAAACCACAGGACAGAAAAUUGGAACAGAAUUAUAUAAAUCAAGGUCAGAAGUUGCCUUUCCAACCCACAGGGUGGAGUUUGCUCCAUUCCUAUUCAUCCUAGUGAAUAUAAACCCUGACCUGAAGGAGUGGCUGGUAGGACUCUGAUUUCAGCUCUCAGCAUCCACCAUGAAUCUCAAGAUAGUCCUGAUGUUCCUGGCACUGUCCCUCAUUACCAUCUUUGCUCUGGUCGGUGUCUUGCUGACCAGCCAAGGUGGUUCCAGCCAGCCUCGCCACUGCCCCUCUGUAUCCCACAGGGCCCAGCCCUGGACACAUCCUGGCCAGAGCCAGCUAUUUGCAGACCUGAGCCGAGAGGAGCUGACGGCUGUGAUGAGCUUUCUGACCCAGCAGCUCGGGCCAGGGCUGGUGGAUGCAGCCCAGGCCCAACCCUCGGACAAUUGUGUCUUCUCGGUGGAGCUGCAGCUGCCCCUGAAGGCAGCAGCCCUGGCCCACCUGGACAGGGGGAGCCCCCCACCUGCCCGGGAGGCACUGGCCAUCGUCUUCUUUGGUGGACAACCCCAGCCCAACGUGACUGAGCUGGUGGUGGGACCACUGCCUCGCCCCUCCUACAUGCGGGAUGUGACUGUGGAGCGUCAUGGAGGCCCCUUGCCCUAUCACCGACGUCCCAUGCUAAGAACUGAGUCUGCUCAAAUGUGGAAGCAUUUGAAAGAGGUGGAGCUACCCAAGGCACCCAUCUUCCUGGCUUCUGUCUUCAAUUACAGCGGCUCUACUUUGGUACCUCUGCAUGCCACCCCUCGUGGCUUGCACCCAGAGGACCGAGCUACCUGGAUAGCUCUCUACCAUAACAUCUCAGGUGUUGGUAUUUUCCUUCACCCUGUGGGGCUGGAGCUACUGCUGGACCACAACGCCCUGGACCCUGUCCGCUGGGUUGUCCGAAAGGUCUUCUAUCUUGGGCACUACUAUGCAGACUUGGCCCAGUUGGAAUGGGAGUUUAAGGCCGGCCGGCUGCAAGUGGUUAGAGUCCCUCUACCCACACCAAAUGAGGCUUCAUCGCUAAGGUCCCGGGUCCCUCCAGGUCCUCUUCCCCCUCUCCAGUUCUCACCUCAGGGUUCCCAGUACAGUGUACAAGGGAACCUGGUGGUGUCCUCACUCUGGAUGUUUACUUUUGGCCAUGGUGUAUUCAGUGGCUUGAGGAUCUUUGAUAUUCAGUUUAAGGGAGAGCGAGUGGCCUAUGAAGUCAGUGUCCAGGAGUGUCUGUCUGUCUAUGGUGCUGAUUCACCUAAGACAAUGGUAACUCGCUAUUUGGAUAGUACCUAUGGGCUUGGCCGUUACAGCCAAGGCUUGGUGAGGGGAGUGGACUGCCCCUAUCAAGCCACAAUGGUGGACAUCAAUAUAUUAGUGGGCAAAGGGGCAGUCCAACUGCUCCCAGGGGCUGUGUGUAUAUUUGAGGAGGCCAGGGGACUACCCCUUCGAAGACACUACAAUUAUAUUGGGAGUCAUUUCUAUGGGGGGUUGGCCAGCUCAGCCCUUGUGGUCAGGUCUGUGUCAUCUGUGGGUAACUAUGACUACAUUUGGGACUUUGUGUUGCACCCAAAUGGGGCACUUGAAGGACGGGUUCAUGCCACAGGCUAUGUUAACACAGCUUUCCUGAGCGGGGGCGAGGACGGCCUCCUCUUUGGGAACCGUGUGGGAGAGCAUGUGCUGGGGGCAGUGCACACACACGCCUUCCACUUUAAGCUGGACCUGGAUGUGGCAGGGCUGAAAAACUGGGUGGUAGCUGAAGAUGUGGUGUUUAAACCUGUGGCAGCCCCCUGGAGCCUGGAGCACCAGCUACAGCGCCCACAGCUGACUCGGCGGGUUCUGGAAAGGGAAGACCUGGCAGCUUUUUCCUUGGGAAGCCCCCUUCCCCGCUACCUUUACCUGGCUAGCAACCAGACCAAUGCCUGGGGUCACCAGCGCGGGUACCGGAUCCAGAUCCACAGCCCCAUCGGCAUACACAUGCCCUUGGAAAGCAACAUGGAGAGGGCCCUCAGCUGGGGGAGAUACCAGCUUGCAGUAACCCAGAGGAAGGAGAAGGAGUCACACAGCAGCAGCAUCUAUAACCAGAAUGACAUCUGGAGACCCACUGUGGCCUUUGCUGACUUCAUCAACAAUGAAACCCUCUUAGGCGAGGAUCUGGUGGCUUGGGUUACAGCCAGCUUCCUGCACAUUCCCCAUGCUGAAGACGUCCCCAACACAGUGACAUUGGGGAACAGAGUUGGCUUCUUGCUCCAACCCUAUAACUUCUUUGAUGAGGACCCUUCCAUCUUUUCCCCUGGCAGUGUUUACUUUGAGAGGGGCCAAGAUGCUGGACUCUGCAGCAUCAACCCUGUGGCCUGCCUGCCUCAACUGGCAGCCUGUGUUCCGGACUUGCCCCCUUUCUCUUAUCAAGGCUUCUAACCCUCUAACCCUCUAACCCUCCCCGGGUGGGGAUUGGAGGGGGUUAGACAUGUUAUCUUUCUCUCUGUUUUCACUUUUUGUUCCCUAUGUUUUGUAUUUUUUGAGACAGGGUCUUGCUCUGUCACCCAGGCUAGA